AUGAAAACAUUCUUUUACAUUAAAAGUUUGAAGAAUAUAAAACAGAUUUAUAUAAGGAAGCUUUAACGAGACCAUUUAACUGACAGAUGCGCUACUAACUUCACAAGCAUUUGUCUUCUUCUCGGCUGGAUUUGAAACUUCCUCGUCGACAAUGGCUCACGCUCUUUAUGAAUUAGCUCAAAACCAUGAAAUACAGGAUAAGGUAGAGGAAGAAAUUCGAGAAAGUUUUGAGAAACAUGGUAAAACAAUAACGUACGAGCAAGUCAAGGAAAUGAAGUACUUGGACAAAGUGGUAAAAGAAACAUUAAGAAAGUACCCAAUACUUCCGAUGUUAACGAGAAAAGCAACAGAGGAUUAUACAUUUAAAAACAGCAAAAUUACUAUUAAAAAAGGCACCGUAGUAUGGUUACCAACACUUCCAAUUCAAAGGGAUCCUGAUAUUUUCCCAAAUCCUGAUGUUUUUGAUCCUGAAAGGUUUAACGAUGACGCUGUUGCGGCUAGACACCCCAUGAGUUAUCUACCUUUCGGUGAUGGACCACGAAAUUGCAUUGGUUCCCGUUUUGCAAAUUAUCAAACCAGAGUUGGACUGAUAACGAUACUACGCAAUUAUAAAGUCGAUGUUUGCGAGAAAACCGUAAUUCCAUACAAAAGUGACCCACUGACUUUUAUGAUGUCCCUGAAAGGUGGAGUACACUUAAAAAUAACGAAAGCGUGAAAUUAAUAUAAAUAAUUAUACAGUUUCUUACAGUUGUAUAUACAACGGCUACUAUUGUACAGGCAAAUAUAUGUAGUAAUAAUAAAAAAAGAA
This is a messenger RNA of Habropoda laboriosa, 808 nucleotides long. RefSeq names its product probable cytochrome P450 6a17. The transcript has 4 exons. The coding region runs from base 152 to 715 and encodes 187 amino acids. Gene Ontology annotation, molecular function: monooxygenase activity; iron ion binding; heme binding. Lineage: Eukaryota; Metazoa; Arthropoda; Insecta; Hymenoptera; Apidae. The record is from RefSeq and is a predicted model, not a curated record.